CUCAAAAUUGAACGCCAUAAAAAUUGAACGCCAUAUAAUUAUUUCAAGGCCAUCCCUCACACACGCAACGAGGACUGUGAAGAAGCACUUGACAGUAAUGGCAGCAAUUUUAACACCAUUUCCGUCGUAUUCCGUCCCCCCAAGGCUUUCGGUGCCCGGUCAACAAGCUUUCCUUGUAAGUCAUCUCAUUCGCAGCUCUACAGUUUCCAGGAAACACAUCUCCUUCAGAGUUCAAGCUGCAAAGCUUCCUGCCGGGGUAUCUCUCUCACGUUUCUCCUCUUUUCCCCCAAACAUUGAAUUCAUGAUACAAAAGGAUGUCUGAUGUGCACACAAUUCUUCAGGUGGAAUACCCAAAGGAACAGCCAAAGCUUAAGCCCCCAUUUCUGGGUUUCACCAGAACUGCUGAAAUAUACAACUCCAGAGCUUGUAUGAUUGGCCUGAUUGGAACUUUCGUUUUAGAACUGAUAUUGAAUAAGGGAAUACUUCAGGCUAUUGGGGUGGAUGUCGGGAAAGGCCUUGAUCUUCCCUUAUGAGAACGUAUUGGUGUGUUUUCCAUUCAAGCUCCCUUGUAAAAGCACAAUGUUUCUUAUUGGUUCCCUUCAAAAAUAUGUAAAUCUGAAUUCACUACUAUUACUACUAAUACUGUCAUCUGAUCAUUCUUCUUUUCUUCCAUUUCGUUAAA
Molecule: messenger RNA, 682 nt
Organism: Cuscuta epithymum
Lineage: Eukaryota; Viridiplantae; Streptophyta; Magnoliopsida; Solanales; Convolvulaceae
Source: the annotation of a GenBank genome assembly